Molecule: messenger RNA, 932 nt
Organism: Trametes versicolor FP-101664 SS1
Lineage: Eukaryota; Fungi; Basidiomycota; Agaricomycetes; Polyporales; Polyporaceae
Product: phosphatase
Exons: 7
Coding region: 7-717 (236 amino acids)
Molecular function (GO): beta-phosphoglucomutase activity; sugar-phosphatase activity
Source: RefSeq, a predicted model, not a curated record
CCUGCAAUGCCGACAGUUACGCUGCAUUUCGAUGCCAUCCUCUUCGAUAUGGAUGGCACCCUGGUCGAUUCAACCGAUGGUGUCGUUGGCGCCUGGGAGCUCUUCGCAGAGAAGUACCCCGGGUUGAAUGUUACUGAGAUCUUGAGUUCGGCCCAUGGCGUACGGACCGUAGAGAACCUCAGAUUGCACUGUGGCAUCACUGAUGCCGCCGAACUUGAGCGUGAAGCGAACCGUUUCGAGGACGCCAUCGUCGUUGAGUCGAAGAAGAACGGCCGCCAAGGCAUCGUUGCACUCCCCGGAGUCAAAGAUAUUUUGAACUCGAUCGGGCCCCACCAUCAUUUGCCCAAGCCCAAAUGGGCCAUCUGCACCUCUGCCACCAAGAACUACGCGAGUGCAGCACUGAAAGCUGCCGGGCUCCCUGUGCCCGAUGUUUUCGUAGUGUCAGAAGAUGUACAGAAGGGGAAGCCUGAACCUGAUCCCUACCUGUUGGGUGCUGAGCGUGCCGGCGUCGACCCCGCGCGGUGCCUGGUUGUCGAGGAUGCGCCUGCAGGUGUCCGCAGCGGACGGGCUGCUGGGUGCAAGACCCUGGGGUUGGUCACUUCGCACACCCGCGAACAAAUCGAUGAGGCGAAGCCGGAUUACGUCGUCCCGAAUCUCGCUAGCGUCACGAUGAAGGCUGUCGAGACCGGCGUAGAGGUGACGAUCACGACCGACUGAUUUGCUCGCGGCUAGCCAUCCACACGACAUAGACGAAUGCCCACACUGACAACGUUCAGAGGGGUAUACAUCAUAGAGGAACCAUGCGGCGUUACGAUAUCUUAGUGUACAGGUCUACUGGUCGUCGAAAUCCUGUAGAAGAUCAUCACAGCGACUGUUAGAGAGGAACCCAAAUCGCAUAUCAUCAAAUGCAUAGCUUACCACCUUCACCGGCC